Messenger RNA from Linum tenue, 1335 nucleotides. The record is from the annotation of a GenBank genome assembly. Lineage: Eukaryota; Viridiplantae; Streptophyta; Magnoliopsida; Malpighiales; Linaceae.
AUGGAGAAACAGAGAUGGCGACGUGAAUGGCGCUCUGCUCUCAUUGUCAAGGUACUAGGACGUUCGUUCCCCUUCCCGGUGAUCUCAAAACUGCUGGAGUCGUUGUGGGCAAAAUGCGGGGUCCUACAAAUCUCGAGUCUCUCCUAUGGAUUUUAUGCAGUCCGGUUUACUAGCCAGGUGGAUUAUGAGCGAGCUGCGGCUGGAGGGCCAUGGAUGAUCGGUGAGCAUUAUAUCACUGUUCGUCCGUGGAGAAGAAACUUCAACCCCAAGCUGGCUGAGGUUGCCUCGACAAUGGUCUGGGCCAAACUCCCGGACUUACCUAGAGAGUUUAUCAACAGGGAAGCGGUCGAGCGGAUCGCAUCCAGAAUUGGGCGGCCUAUAAGGGUCAAUCGUUCUACUCAGACUGGGGAUCGGGGACGUUUCGCUAGAGUUAGCGUGGAGGUUGAUCUGACGAAGCCGCUCCUAUCCCAAUACAAAAUCGAAGGCAUCACAUAUUACGUGGAAUUUGAAGGUUUGCACAACAUUUGCACAGAAUGUCGGCGCUAUGGGCACUCCAAAACAACAUGUCCGACCCUGUUCAAAGCACCUUCUAGGGAGGAAGUGAACCAACAGCCGACAACCCCUGUGCCAGCACUAAUUUACGGGGAAUGGAUGAUGGCAAAGCCUCGCAAAACCAACCAGAAGAAGAAAGUAUCACAAGGUCAAGGAAACGAGUCACAGCCCAUGAGGGAACCGUCCAGAAAGGCUGUGGGGGAAGUAAAUGCGGGAUCGGGCUCACAAUUCCAGGUCUUAGCCGCGGAAGCCACCGCAUCAGCACUUCUCGAUUCUUCGCUCACAGCGGACAUGGAAGUGCAAGUAAACCUGGACGAGGGGACUGCUGUUCACCCUUCCGAGCAACCCAGUCACCAAAUCCCGCUCCCAAUAUCUCAGGCACAGUCCAAAUCCCAACCCCCAUCGAGCCAUGAAAGCCAUGCAACCCCAGCUGUGCAACGUAACUCUUUGAAGGACAAGGACAGCGCGGCACUAAUUGAUGUUCCAGUGCAAUUUGCGGCCGAGAAGAAGAUCAUUGCUUCGCCCGGGUCCCAGCCUUCUGGGGCAACGGUUUUGACCCAACAUAACGGCAAGCAACGGGGCCUAGUCCGCUCAGGACAGGAAAAUCAUCAAAAAGCCAAGGGCACUAAUACUCCAGAGCAGCUAGCGCAAACAAAGGGGCGGAAAGCUGAUCUGCCCCAAGGCAGCGAUGGGCAACCUCCAGGGCAACCCACUGCUCAAAUGCAGUUGAAGGACAAGGGGGCCAAGGGCCCUACCGAGAACGGGCCUCCACCUGCUCUCUGA